Messenger RNA from Centropristis striata (black sea bass), 3787 nucleotides. RefSeq names its product nuclear factor 7, ovary-like. Gene Ontology annotation, molecular function: protein binding; zinc ion binding. Bases 187 to 1584 code for a protein of 465 amino acids. Lineage: Eukaryota; Metazoa; Chordata; Actinopteri; Perciformes; Serranidae. The record is from RefSeq and is a predicted model, not a curated record. The transcript has a single exon.
CACACACACUGAGAGACGGACGAUAAGAUUCAGCUUCAGACUAAAACCUCCACUUUGACUGAAAGAGGACGGACUUCAGGAGGUUACUGGGAAUACUGGAACAGCUCCACUUCACCCAGCUGCUGAAUCCACAAACUGAGGCUGAGCUGUUUGUCUGCUGUGUUUUCAGCUUCACUCAGAGACUAAAUGGCUUCCAGAUUAGAGGACGAUCUCUGCUGUUCUGUCUGCCACGACAUCUUUAAAGAUCCUGUCAUCCUGUCAUGCAGCCACAGCUUCUGUAAAGACUGUCUGCAGAGCUGGUGGACGGAGAAACAAACCAGAGAGUGUCCGGUUUGUAACAGGAGAUCUUCAAAGGAUCAUCCACCUCGUAACCUGGCGUUAAAGAACCUGUGUGAGAGUUUCUUACAGGAGAGAGAUCAGAGAGCUUCAGAGCCUCUCUGCAGUCUGCUCUCUGAGAAACUCAAACUCUUCUGUCUGGACCAUCAGCAGCCAGUGUGUCACAUCUGCAGAGACUCAGAAAAACACACCAACCACACAUUCAGAUCCAUCGAUGAAGUUGCACAACAACAGAAGAAGGAACUUCAGGAAACUCUGGAGCCUUUAAAGGAGAAGUUAAAGGUUUUUAAAGAAGUUAAAGUGAAGUUUGAUCAAACAGCAGAACACAUUCAGGUCCAGGCCCGACGCACAGAGACGCAGAUUAAGGAGCAGUUUAAGAGGCUUCACCAGUUUCUAGAAGAGGAAGAGGAGGCCAGGAUGGCUGCACUGAGGGAGGAAGAGGAGCAGAAGAGUCAGAUGAUGAAGGAGAAGAUGGAGACUCUGAGCAGAGAGAUUUCAGCUCUUUCAGACACAGUCAGAGCCACAGAGGACGAGCUGAGAACUGAACACGUCUCAUUCCUGCACAACUACAAGGCUGCAGUGGAAAGAGUCCAGCAGCGCCUCCUGCUGGAGGAUCCACAGCUGCCCUCAGGAGCUCUGAUAGACCAGGCCAAACACCUGGGCAACCUGGCCUUCAACAUCUGGAACAAGAUGAAGGACAUGGUCUCCUACAGUCCUGUCAUUCUGGACCCAAACACUGCUGGUCCAUUACUCAUCCUGUCUGAUGAUCUGACCAGUCUGAGAGUAGGAAAGGAACAGCAGCUUCCUGAUAAUCCAGAGAGGAUUGUUUAUUCCUGCUCUGUUCGGGGCUCUGAGGGCUUUAACACAGGGACUCACAGCUGGGAGGUCGAGGUUGGAGACAAUGCAAUCUGGUUCCUGGGUGUGUUAGCAGAGUCUGUCCAGAGGAAAGGAGACAUAGAGUCUGGAUUAUGGAGAAUAUGGUUCUAUAACGAUAAAUACUCAUCAUGGUCACCAUCAGAUGAAGGAACUGCUCUCGUAGUUCAGAAGAAGCUCCAGAGGAUCAGAGUGAAUCUGGACUGGAACAGUGAAAAGCUGUCGUUCUCUGAUGCUGACACUAACACACACAUACACACCUUCACACACACUUUCACUGAGAGGAUGUUUCCAUAUUUUUACACUGGCCAUUGGGAUCUCCCACUGCAGGUUUUACCAGUGAAGGUCUCUGUGGCUGCAGGACAACAGGAAUAGACGAUCAGCAUCGUUCUGUUCAAGACGUCCUGUCUUUGAGGAACAUGUGACUACGUUGUCCUGAUGAUGAUGUUGGUGGAAUCUACAGUAGAACGACAAUAAUAACAAAAACACCUGGAAUAUAACUACAGUUUUUGUUUUCCUCAAUCAGUGCAAACAUUUUUUAAUUUAGAGUCGAAUAGAAACUGUUAAAAAUUCCCCAAAAAAGUCAAUAACCUUUAAAAUAACUUCAGAUAGUUUUCAGUCAAGGGGCUAUAGUUUAAUUUUACAUUAUUGAUUAUAGCUUUAACCUCUUUCAACCAUAGAAGCAAUGCAAUGAAAGACAAAUAAAUAUUCGAAAUAAGUUGGAGAAGGUUUUAUCAAAUAUGUUUCUGUAAUAUUCUAAGAACCUGUUGCUUUUAUUAUUAUUUGAGAGAUCUAAAUAAUGUAAUUAAAAUUAAUUAAAUAAACAAGGGAAAUUGUUUAUGAACCUUAAAUCUGAUUUAUAAGAAUAAAUAAUUUACCUUUUUUUUAUUUUUUAAUUAAAGUUACAAAUCUCACAAAAAGAACAAGAGUUAUCUACAUUUUUGGGUUAUUAAGGUUUCUAGCAUAUACAUAUAUUACACCAGCGUUGUAAUAUUCUAAGAAGCUGUUGCAAUAUUAUUGGGCCUCAUUCACCAAUAUCUUCUUAAGAAUCUUCUUAGAUUCUUUCUUAAGUCCUUCUUAAGAAGAUUUCUAAGAAGACCCUACGUCAGAUUCAUCAACGUGUUAAGCCGCUGAAUUGUUCGCAGCCGUGUUCUUAAAUUGAUGAAUGCCAUCUCCUCGUAAGUUGAGCGCGCGUGCCAGGUGAGUCUAAUUUACAUAGGAUUAGCAUAGGUAACCGGCCAUUAAUGCCCAUAAAAGGAGCCAUAAAAAGGACUGCAGGGCCGUGUGUAGACGCCACACAGAGGAAACAGCAACAGAAUGCCUAAAGCAAAGCGUAAAUCCGUUGGAGCACAGGUAAAAAGAUAAAUAAAUUUAAAAAUUAGCAACCUUAGUGCAGGUUGCAACAACACAAACAAUUUAUUUUCUGGAAUAAUACCUUGAAACCACAAUAUGUAACUGGCCGUAGAGGCCAAACUGGUCAGAGAGUUGGACUGUGAUUACUUUAUCAAGGACUUUUCCUCGAAGAAGGCCAGUAAAAAGCCGGUGGUUUAGAUGAGUAGUUUCUAGGACUGUAGCCGGUAUCUGAGUACUCGGCAUCCGAGUGCCGUGUCGACCCCCCGGUCGGACGGUCGGUCUGAACACAUUAGCGCGAUUUAGUGCAUUUUUUUAUUACCAUUACAACAUGACUCCUCCAUGGCAUGCGCCUGUAUUUGUGUGUGUAAGUGCGUCUGUGUGCGCCGGCCAGCGCGAGGGAGAGAGAGAGUAUUAAUGGGACACUCUGGAUGCGCUGAUUGAUAUUUUUUUUUUUUUUUUUUUAAAUAGGUGGUCACCUAUAUUUUAAUUAAUACUACAAGGGCUGGCUAUUUGAGCGUUCUGUCUCUCCCAUAAUAUAUCUAUCGUCCUGUACGUCGCAGUUGCCAAACAAAACAGACCUAAAAUGACAGUUAUUUUGUGUGGUUGUGUGUUGCCCGGUGUUGUUAUGUGCGUAAUGGGAAGAGCGCCUUUGCGUGUGUAGGCAGGGGCCCGUGGCGAGUUUGUGUCCAGAGGUUGUGGACUGAGGGGUUGCAACCUUGGCUUGAUUUUAUUUAUUUUUUAUCACAGAUGAAGUCCCGCAGAGCCAACUUGCAACAGAACCAGAACGGACAGAGCCCUCCUGCAGCAGCAAUAUAUCUGCCAUUGUUUUGUAGGUCGUGGAGAAAUGCCACCUAUAAAUAGGGUGGUAUUACUAAUGGACGGCAUGAUUUCCAAUUUACUUGAUUCAUGUUAAAGCUUUGACACAUUUAAUUUAAUUAAAAUGAAAAAAAAUGAAAUGAAUAAAUAAAUACAUAAAUAUGACGGAAAUGUCUCUGUAAUGUAUUUUAUUGAACUUAACAAAAGAAGACAACACAACCAUGCCAACAUGUCAGCACUGAAAUGUGCUCAAGAUUACUCCUGAGUGUUCGUAGGAUUUGUUCUUACCUAAGAAAAAUCCUGGAUAAGAAAAAAAUUCAUGAAUGCCACAAUCUUCGUAAAAUCUUCGUAAGUAGGACUUAAGAACAAAUUUGUUCUUAAGAACGGUUCGUGAAUGAGGCCCAUUGUU